UUACGUUUGCCAUUGUCCGAUAAAUUCAAAAACCCAGUUCCGGCCAUGCGAAACGCGCGCUUAACAAUAAAAUUCAUUGUAUAUCCAUAAGAAGAAGCAACAAAGCAAAAAACAAUAACAACAAUAAUAGAAGACACUUGAAGCUAAUAUUUUUCUUUUUUUGCUGUUGUUGUUGCUUUCUAUACUUAAAUCGCAAGUAAACGCGAGUAAUCCAAUAACAGCUACGCCUGUCAAUGCCAAUAAUAUUGGAAUGAAAGGCAGAAGACGGCGGCGGCGGUGAACAAAAAAUAGAAAUUAAUUUUAUUUUUGAAAAAAAAAACCAAAAAAAAAUCACCAACCCUCCCCCCGGGGACAUUCAACAGCGGCCAAAAGCGGAAGAAAAUAAACAAUCCGAAACACUUUAAUAUUGAUUCGCGAGGAAAUCACACCCACUCACCUGGUGGUCGAUUGACUGAAGGAAUGCCGAAUCCUAUGAAUACUUAAUAAUGGAAACAGCAAGCCAUGUCUGAUAUUUUAUUGCAAUGUCAAGUAACUCAAAGUAGUUGUUGAAAAAAUAAAACAAACUUUGUAAAAUGUUCGUAACAACGUUAAUGCCAAGGAAUAAAGAAAACAGCUUGAAAAUGGAAACUUCCACAUCAUAAUUCACUUGAAAAGACAGAAAAAAAAACACCCACACAAAACUUUUACUUGCUAACAACAGCAACAACAACAAGACAAACAAUAACAACUACAACAACAAUAAUAAAAUGCAUCAAGUGCUAAGCUAUGAAACUGCAGUGCGUGCCAAUACUUCCUCCGAGUAUCGCGAAUAUGUUACAAAAAGGACCUGCAUUAGUUUGGUAUUGACAAUAGCAUUUUUUACGCUAAUAUCAGGCUACUUAUUGGGCAACUUUGUGUCGGAACGCAAAAACCACAUACGAAUGCUGCUUAGCAAGAAACCGCCCAACACCUCCACAGAUCCCAGUAAAGAUGCCACCGGCGGACACACCAUCGACAUUUCCAGCACUGAUUACAUGAAUUUACAGGAAUUACAUGCCUAUCAGAAAAUAAAAACGAAACUCUUAGCCUCCGCUCAAAAUCUUAGUAAAUACCAACAAGGCGAUGAAGCCUAUCGCUCAAGAUCCCUGAACACGGAUAUAUUCAAUCGCUACAUAUCAUGUACCCAAGAUGUACCGUUCAAUGCCACCAACGAGUUGAGUCAUUUUAUAGAACAAUUGAUUGAUAAUACCUCGGCCCGCCAAAAGGACUGUAUGCACCGGAUACAGGCGAUAAUUGAUCACAAUUUGACCACAUUGUAAUUUUUGUGAGAAUGAAUUUGAGGCAAAUGAAAAACCAAAGGACACGUACUUGUUUCGUUGAGUGUAACUAAAGACAGAAAAAGAACUAAGCCACAUUUAUUGUUUAAAAAGGGCCAAAUAUAUAUUUUUCGAAUCUUAAACUAAUUAAUAAGAUAUUGUCAGGGAAUGUAAUGAAUAUUGCUUAAGCUUGUUGCGUUGUGCUUAUGAAAGAUUUUGGAAGAGAUUGGUAAGAAAAACAAGUGGCCUAACUGGCAUAGCUAGCUUUGGUAUGGAGAUAAAAUUGGUAUUUGGCAUAGCAGCAUUUUGGUGUUGAUAGAAAUUAGAAUUGAAUUAUGUUUUUAAAAAACUAACAAUUUUAUCAGAAUUUUCUUUUUUGUAAAAUUGAUAACUAUACAUACAUAUUUUUUAUAUAGGAAUAUCUAUGUUAUAAUUACUAAGAAAACUCUCAUCACUGGACAUUCACACGAACAUAUUUAUUUUACUGAUAUGUGAACUGUUUUGAAAUGUUUUUGAAUUGACCAAGAUUUGGUGAUAAGUGGUAAUCCUUCCAAUAUAUACAUGCUAUAUCGUAUGUACAGGUGAGUUGGAAAGAAUAUAUUUUUAACCUUAAAUGUGCUAUUUUCGAUUACAAAGGUUAUUUCAUAUUUGGGUACAUUUGCUAAAUUAGGAGAAAAUUGUAUAAGUUGGCUACUUGGGAUAGAAAUUUGAAACAAAAAAAUAGAAAUGUGCAUUCUCUUAUUGAAUUGAUUUGAAUUAUUUUAUAAAUAUCAAAAUUAACCUGGCCAGUCCCAUGUUCAACUGAAUCUUUUUAUCAAUUAAGUUAUUUUUAUGAAUUAUUGACUAUAUGAUACCCUACACCACUAUGCAUAUUUAGUAGAGCUCUCGUAAAAGAAAGGUUUAUAUUGCAAUUUCCGAGAUAUGUGACAUAUCUGGUACAAAAUAUCAUUAUGGUAGAGUGCAUACUCCGCAAGUUGGAGAUUUAAAAACCAAAUUGGAUGAAAAAUAUAUAUGGCAGCAAAUUUGAAAUUCUUGCUUCUAUGCUAAACUCGGUUGAUUAGCGAAAGUUCACUCCAUUUGGGAUAAUAUUAGCUAUUUGGUGCACAUAAAUGCAUAAACCUGAUAUCGGGUAAUGAUAUAUAUGGGGGCUAUAUCCAAAUCUGAGCUAAUCUUCAUAAAACUGAAAACAGAUAUUUCUUGGCUACAUCUGAUAUCUGGUACCAAAUAUUAUUCUUGUUUCGUGCAUUUUACGAAUUUGAGGGACUUAAACACCAAAUCGGAUGAAUCAUAUAUAUGGGAGCUGUACCUAUAUCUGAGCAGAUUUGCACCAAAUUUAAAGUAUUUAUUUCUAUACUAAAUUCGGUUUGAAGUGCCAAAAUUCACACCAUUUGGACUGAUAUUAACCAUUUGGUGCACAAGAAACCUAAAAUCGGAUGAAGAUAUAUAUGGGAACUAUAUCCAAAUCUCAACCGAUCUUGAUAAAAUUUGAAUAAUGAAUUGCUAGGCUGUAUCUGAUAUCUGGUGCUCAAUAUAAGUCUUGUGGAGUACAUAUUACGAAUGUGAGGGACUUGAACACCAAUUCGGAUGAAACAUAUAUAUGGGAGCUAUAGCUAUAUCUGAACCGAUUUUUAUCAAAUUUAAAGUAUUUAUUUCUAUACUCAAUUUCUAUACUCAAUGGAAGUGCCAAAAUUCACACCAUUUGGACUGAAAUUAGCCAUUUGAUGCACAAGAAACCUAAAAUCGUAUGAAGCAUAUAUAUGGGAGCUAUAGCUAUAUCUGAACCGAUUUUCACCCAACUUGAAGCACAUGCUUGUAGGCUGGAUUCGGUCGGAUGUAGCAAAAUUCACACCAUUUGGACUGAUAUUAGCCAUUUGGUGCACAAGAAACCUAAAAUCGGAUGAAGAUAUAUAUGGGAGCUAAAUCUAAAUUUGGACCGAUUUUCACCAAUUUCAAUAAGGGUCGUCCUUGAGCCAAACAAAUUUAGGAAAUUUCUCAAUCGAAUAAUAAAUGCGACCUGCAUUUUGUUUACAAAAAAUUUAUGGACAGAGGUACAGAUGGACGAACGGACGGACAUGCAUAAAUCGACUCAAAAUGUGAUUCUAUGCUGAUCACCAAAAGGAACUAUGGGUCUAUCUCGUUUCCUUCUCCAUGUUACAAACAAAUGCACAAAUACACUAUGUGGUGUAGGGUAUAAUUAUAAAUAAGAGAUUAUGAGGUCUUCCUUAUACCACAAAUAACCCAAGGUAUUCCAUAUCAUAGACUUAUAAACAUUUCUACUUAAAUCCAAAUUCGAAGAAGAACCGAUGUUCUUAUAUUUCAUAGAAGACCCGAAAUUCUUGUAUCUCUUAGAAUAGCCGAAUGUCUUCUAUCUCAUCGAAUACUUAAAAGUGUUUUUCCCUAGAAUAUCCGAAGAUCCCAUAUCUCUUAGAAAACCCGUAGGUCUUUCGUCUUAAAGAAGAUAUGAAGGCUUUCUAUGUCACAUAUAUGACAUAUAUGUGCCAUAGAUCUGAGGGUCUCCUCGGUCGCAUAAAAGACCUGAAAGUCUCCUAUUUCGAAUAAAAAAUCUGAAGGUCUCAUAGAAUAUCUUAAUAUGUCCUAUGUCUCAUAGAGGAUCUGAAGGUCUCAUCACAUUUCUCAUAGAAGACAUGACUCAUAUGACUUAAAGAAGACCUGAAGGUCUCCUAAUAUGUCUCAAAGAAGACAUGGAGGUAUCCUGACAUGUCUCAUAUAAGACGUGAAGCUCUCCUAUGUCUUAUAGAAGACCUGAAGGUAUCCUGUGUGGCAUAGAUGGCCUGAGGGUUUCCUAUGUCGCAUAAUGGGCUAGGCCAAUUGUCAAAAAAUUAUUUUCAUGUAUAAUGCAAAAAAAUCUCAUCACCUCAAAGAGGGCUCCGAGUCCUCUACGCAUGUUCUAUCCGUUUCCUUUAAAAGAUUUUAAUUUCAUUUUAGUAUAAUAGGCAGAUUUUUGUAUAAUUUAAAAAAAUAAUAAUAAAUAAAUUUGAUUUACUCUGUUUGACAAACAUACUUAAAAUAAUUAGGGCUAUAACUCUUAUUGAUUGCAUAUUAAUUUGUGACUUUUCGGUACUUUGAUAAUUUUUUAUUUCGAAUUGGAAAAAUAACCAAACAGUUGAUCCUCAUACAAAAUUGCAUGGGCCUAUAUCGAUGAUAUUUUGAGUAAAGAACAAGUAAACCAAUCUUAAGUUAGGCCGAAACAAACUUUCAAUACCCUCCACCACACACCACAUUUAUAAAAAAUAGUUUAAUAUUCGAACGUGCACCACUUUAAACUAAAAAUACCAAAAAGUGGAUGUGACCUUUAUAUGGGCGAAAUACUAAAAACUUUAACCUAUACAGACAAUUAUCUACUACUUGCGAGUCUAUUGCGAGUCCUAAGUAGUAAAUUAGAACCGAAUAUUAGUUAUAUGGAAAUCGUGGAAUAAUAGGACAAGGUGACACUCUUUUACAAAUAGAAAAAUUUAAAUAAAUCCGAUAGAACAUGUGUACUAAGUCGUCAAAAUACCGGAAAUCUGUAAAUACUGUUACAUGGGCGCUAUAGGAAAAUUUGGACCUAUACGUACAUCGGAGGUAGAACCCUUUACAAAUUUUAAGUCAAAUCCCUACUGAAAUUGGUGAGAUCCGGUCAAAAUUUAGAUGUAACUCACAUCUAGAUCUUCGUCCGAUAUAUUAUUAUUGUGCUCCAUAUGUGUAUUAUGUGUUCAAAUAGGAUGUAUUUCGGCAUAUUUACCCGAAUUCAGACUAGAGAUCCAUAUAUCAUAACUGAUAUCUCCAAAUUCGAAAAAAAGUUGAUUUUUAAGGUCCUUCUGCUGUCAAAGGGAUUAUUGUUCUUGUAUUUGUUUUAAUUUCGUUUGAUCAAAUUUAUUUUAAAGUCAUAUUUCUAAAGACAUUGCAACUUCUAUUUAAAAUCUCUAAUUGACAUAACUAAAAAGAGAGACUGGAUAAAUUAGAUUAUAAUUUAUUUUUUGUUUAUCACUUCUCAACUUUCACUUAUCGAUUCAUUGAUUUUAAUUCCCUUUCUAUAUAUUGUUAUAUGUCAACAGAUUUUGUCAUAUAGCGAAUAAUUGAAUUUAUUACAAUUUAUAUUAAUUAUUUGCUAUGCAUCGAUUCAUUGUUACGCUUUAUUCAGCAUCGCAAGAAUAUUAAUUAAUUGAAAUAUGGGAUAAUAACUUCAUGACUUGUCUAAUUGGAUAAUAUCACAUACAUAUGUGUAUCUAUUCUGUUUUUUUUUUGGAGCUAUCAAAUGAACAUUCCCAUGAAAUUAGAUUACUUUGGUUAAUAUGUACACAUGCUUAUACAUGAAAAACAUAUGUAUAUGAAUUAAAUAUAAAAGUCAAAGAUUUAUACAAGUAUGUAUAAAGACGCCAAAUAAGUGAAUAUUAAGAAGUAAUAUAUUAAGAAGUAUAAUAUUUAGAGCUCUUCACCAAUAAACACAUAAUGUGGCAUUGGAAAAAUAUUCUACCACGAAUCAUUCUGAAGGCUUAAGUCAUAUUUUUUUAUUCGCUACUACUUCUGAUUCUUUCCCCGUAAAAGGAUCAACGUUUAGAACAAUAAUAACGAUGAAAAUGAGUCACUGAUUGUCAUACUUUCCGAAAAUGAUAUAUUUUUACCAUAUCUUGGUACUUUUCCAUAAUCUUGUAUACAACAAAUAGGUUCUUUAAGUUAGUCCAAAACGCUUGUUUCACAAUAUUAAUGUCUAAAUAAAAUCUUGUGCAAAAAUGGAAUAAAUCGAUGAUAUUCCUCUGAUAUUUCCCCUCCAAGCUUCAUACCCUGAAUGUAUGUAGAGGCUAUACGAUGAAAAAUACGAUUUAGCGAUGUUUAAUGUGGCGUUCUUUCCUUUAACAUAAAUCAUUCAAUGACAUUUUUCCAACAUAGUAUGUAGGGUAUGUUUUGUUUGCUAUUCCGUUUGUAACACACCGAGAUAUACACUUUACACCACACUGAUUAUAUAUAUUCCUGAUCAGUAUAAGAUUCUAUGACAAUUUAAGAAGGAAAUCAGUCUAACUUCAUAACGAAAUUAUGGAGAUUAAUAUCAUUAUAUCUCCGUAGAACUUAUUGUAUUGAAAAUGGCCCAUAUAGAUCCACGUUUUGGUAUAGCCUCCAUAUAAUUAUACCGUCAGAUUUAAUAUAAGAUAUGGUUGUUUUGGUCACAAUUUAAACCGAAUUUCCUGUAAAUAGUCAGUUUAGUUUCAGAAUAUGGGAAACAUCCUUGCAUUAAACUGUCCAUACAAGUCCAAGUUUUGGUUAGUCCCAAAACUAAAUUCGUCCAGGCUUCGUGCAGUUCCCAUAUAACUGUAAAAACUAAUACUCGGAAGUUUUAAAAUUUUUAGUAGCAUUUUGCAACGAUUUUUAUACUCUCCACCUCAGAGUAUAUUAAGUUCGUCAUUCCGUUUGUAACUCAUCGCAAUAAUAAUUUGAAACCCAAUAAAGUAUAGCCUCCAUAUAACGGUACCUCCGUAUAUUCGGUAUUUUGAUGAUUUUAGCGUCAUUAUUCACCGGAGUAGUUUCAAAUUACGUCGAGUUUGUAAUGCGAACUACAGCCUGUGACAGAAAAUUGUCUGUACAUGUUCAGAUCUUCGUAUAGCCCCCAUAUAUCAGUAGCUCCCUAUAUUCGGUAUUUUGACGACUUUAGGUAAAUUAUCCACAAUGCCUAUGUAGGUCCACGUCUUCGUAUAGGCCCCCAUAUAACGGCUAUUAAUUUAAUUUUUAUUGAAAAUUUUCAUAUUUGUUCCAAAUGGUGAACGGUAUUCAAAGUUCGGUUGGAAAUAAUAAUUGUUCGGCUUGGCUGCUUUUUUACACGUUAUUCCAUAUUCUUCGUCCGACUGUCUGGAUGAUACACACUUUAAAUAUAAAGUAAUUUCCCGAUUCGGGCCAGAACUUACAAUGCUUGCAAAUCAGGCCACCAUACCAUUAUUUUUAUAAGGGCAAGGGACUUUCUAUCUUCCAUAAGUCAAAGAAAGUAUUUGCUUUAUUUUUAGAAUCUCUUUUUCCAAUUUUCUGGUUUUUCCUAUAGCUACCUUAUUUUAAUAUUUUUUUAAUAUAUAAUUCAAAGUUUUAUUUAAUUUUCCUAACAAAUUGUAAAAUAUCUCAGAUACAACAACAAUUAUGAGUCCAGGUUUUAGCAUAGGUUUAAUAUAUUAUGACUAUUGUCUAAGUAUACUGAUCCUCAUAUAUGGACCACAGAUUAGUUUUUAAUCAUUUGUAUGUACUAUAAACAUAUUCUAAAAAUUUCCCACAGUAGUGGUGUUAUAGCUGUCCCUUCCUGUUCCUGUUGAAUCUGCAACGACCAUAACACCCACAGUAGUGGUGUUAUAGUCGUUGCAGUUUUAACGGGAACAGGAAGGGACAACAAAAAAUUGGAAAAAAGGAUUCUAACAAAUUAAAAAUAUCAGUAACCGACGGAUGUAUACCCUCAGCCAAUGUUCGAUUAUUUCAAUAUAUUUUGCACAUAUAGACGCUCUAUUAUCCACUUUGUAUCUGACAAAAGUUUGAUAUAAAUAUUAAAAUCUGCCAGAUUUGGACUAUAUCGACUACUUCGUUUACAUUAGAUCUCUGGUUGGGAGAAAUAUUUGCAUGCAUUAAGUUUGAAAAGAAUCGCUGACUUGUUUCGCAAGUUGUGGGAGGUAUAAGUAUUGAAAAUUGUGACCCUUUGUGGGAAAUGGGCCGAUAUCACUCAUCUUCCCACCAAAUCUAGUGUAAUCAAUAAUGUGUGAAAUUUGAAGAGAAUUUGAUUCUUAAUUCGCAUUUUAUGAGAGAUAUAAUUAUUCAAAAAAUUGACCCGUUGUGGGGGAUGUACCAGGUGGGUGGCCUGUUCUUCUUGUGUUGGUAAAAUUUUGAGAUGUGCGAAAUUUGAAAAUAAUCGGACUCUUAUUUAACAUUUUAAAGGAUUUAUAAUUAUUCAAAAUUUAGAACCUUUGUUGGGGACAUACUUGAUUGAGAGGGCCGAUAUUGUCCAUUUUCGCACCUAACUUAGCAAAGAAAAAAAUAUUAGGAUUUGAUUGGAAUGAAUUUGUCAAUUUUCAAAAAAAAAAAAAAAAUGGAAUCCGUUAAAAAUUCUGUUAAAAUCUUAAAAAUAUCGAAUGUAAAAGUCAUUACAAUAUUCAAAUGCAAAAUAUUAAAAAAAUCGUUGAAUAAUGAAACAUUUCCUGUAAAUAAUGUCUCUUAAAUUACCAAAAUAGCGAAAAUUGGGAGGUACCAUUACCUCCUUUUUCAAUACCAAAAAUCCUGCAGUCAUAUAUAUUUGAGUAAACGGACGGAUGUCGCUAAAUCUAUAUAGAAUCUUAUGCUGAUCAAGAAUAUAUAUACUCUGUGGGGUCUAACAUGUAUAUUUCGAGGUGUUACAAAUGGAAUGACAAACUUAAUAUACCCUCCAUACUAUAGUGGAGGAUAAAAAAAUCGGUUGAUUCGAAUAUUUCUUUUUAAAUUUUUACAUUUUGUUAGGAGUAACCAGAAGGAGUAGACCGAUAAUGCCCUUCUAUAGCCAUUUGGCUGAGGGUAUACAAGUAGAACAAGCUUUUUUUUCACUUAUUUGGUGACUUUUAGCUACCAUAUUUUGGGUUACAUGCCUUGCAAAACCAAUGGGCUAGCAAAGUGAUUUGUAAGCGGUUUAGAUGUUUAAAAAGUCGAUGGGAAACUCAUUAAUUGAGAAAUGGAAAAUUUUUCUGGGUGCGGUUGAUCAUUUCAUUCAUUUAGUUAAUAUUCGAGCUCGGUAAUAUAAUUAUAAUAAUAUAAACUGCUUUUCAAAUUCGUUAUGAGGAACUAUUGGUUACAAUUCAUUAUUUAUUACAAAUACCACUCAACAAUUUAGAUUCUGGGCUGUUACAAGUCCAUAAACCAAAAUCAUGCUAAAUGUAAAAAAUCUUCCUAUAGUUUAUGAUCCCCUUAUAAUUGUAUGUAAACAAUUCCCAAGUAUUGAAUGAGCUUUUGCUUUCGGGUGUAAUUCAUGUGAAAACUGUGCUUUUUAUGUCAUCGUUUUUUUACGAAUUUUCGUUUUUUUUUUUUUUUUUGAAUCCCCAGUCAAUAUUUGUAAUAUUUGUUUGUACGCACAUAUAACAAGUAAAAAACUCGUAUAUUUUUUAAAUACCCAUUUUAAGUCAACAAGAAAAAGAUUUCUAGCCAAAGACCCUUAUUAUUAGACCAUAACAAAUUUCAAAUUUAAUUGCUAGAUAUUAACAACAACUACAAAAAAUUAAAAAAAACACAAAGCUUUAAAGAGAUACAUGAUAAAUGAAAAAAAAGAAACAUAAAUAAAUAAGUUUUUUUGUUUAGAAUAAUAAAGUGAAAAACUUUGUUAAUUUGAUGUUUUGUUUCAUAUUCUAUUUGUAAUCUCUCUCCAUCCAGAUGAUAGUCAAAAGGUUAGACUAUUUAUUAUUGUUGCAACAAAUAAUCCAUAUAUUUAGUAAUAAUUAGUGUAUUCACAUUAUACCAUACAGACUUAUCUCGAACAAAUAUCAUUGAAACCAAAUAUACUCUAACAACACACUCAAAGAGAAAAAAACCGAAAAAAAGAAAACAGGAAUAAUUAUAUAACUAUUAAAUGUAUGUAUUUAUAUGUAAUUGUAUAUGAAUAUACGUAUGUAUAUUUUUUAGAUGCCAUUUAAUUUUAUCAUGGACAACAAACCAAAAAAAAAAAAAUAUUACAAACACAUACCAAAAAAGAUGAAGAAGAAGAAAAAAACAAACUACCAACAUGACAUGAUUUUAUUGAGACAUUUAUUUUGUAAAAUUUUUAGAUUUUUUAUUGUAUUGUAUACAAAAGAAACAAACAAGCAAAAACAUAUAAAAUACAAAUACUAUAUAUAUGAAA
Musca domestica (house fly) is the source of this 10113-nucleotide messenger RNA. RefSeq lists its product as uncharacterized. NCBI's taxonomy places the organism in Eukaryota, Metazoa, Arthropoda, Insecta, Diptera, Muscidae. The transcript is spliced from 3 exons. The record is from RefSeq and is a predicted model, not a curated record. The coding region runs from base 747 to 1298 and encodes 183 amino acids.